Molecule: messenger RNA, 1398 nt
Organism: Eimeria maxima
Lineage: Eukaryota; Apicomplexa; Conoidasida; Eucoccidiorida; Eimeriidae
Product: esterase, putative
Exons: 3
Source: RefSeq, a predicted model, not a curated record
GAGAAAACCCUAUUUAAGGAUCCUUGGGUAUCUCCUGCCUAUCUAAGCGAUCCUGCAGUCCUUAGUCAAUUCCCUCCAACUUCUAUUCAUGCUGGCUCUGUUGAGGUUCUCCUUAGUGACGCAUUAGUGUUUGCUCGUCGUGUUAACGCUGCAUGCUCAAACCCUUCUUCCUUCGAUACACCUCAGCAUCUACCUCCUCUAACUAUACCAAUUAACCGCAGCAGCAGCAGCAACAGCAGCAACAGCAGCAGGAAGAAUAGUAGCAGCAGCAGCUGCAGUUGCAGCAGCAGCGGCAGCGGCGGUGAUGCGGUAGACGCACAUGAUGGCGAUAAGAAGGAAUGUGUGCAUGCAAGCAGCAGCAGCAGCAGCAGCGGCAACAGCAGCAACAGCAGCAGCAGCGGCAGCAGCGGUAACAGCAGCCGCAGCAGCAGCAGCAGCCGCAGCAGCGGCAGCAGCAAGGGCAUAUCACGGCUCAUUUUAAAGGAUUCUUCAGCAGCAGCAGCAGCAGCAGCAGGAGCAGCAGGAGCAGCAGGAGAUGCAGCAGCAACAGCAGCAGGAGAUGCAGCAGGAGGAGGAGAAGAAAGUCCUCGUGAGGUCUUAACCUUUUUCUCUGCAGAGAGUCUAACAGAUCAUCUGCAGCAGCCACAGGAAGCAGCAGCAGCAGAUGCUGCUGCUGCUGCUGCUCCUCCUUUCUUUGAUCAAUUAGGUUGGCUAACAGAGGAGGCCCUGCAGCAAUUAGAUAAGGAAGGAAUUAUUGAUGCAACAGCAGCAGACAGCAGCACAACUAAACAAGCAACUGUUACUGUAUGGAAAGAUGAAUUCCAUGUUUUCCCCUGUUUUGGAUUCUUGGAGGAACCCUCGGCGUCGGAGUGUUUGCAGCAAAUUGCUGAUUGGAUAAAUGCCCAAUUUGGUGAGGAAGCAGCAGCAGCAGCAGGUGACGAUUCUGCUGCUGCUGCUGCUGCUGCUGCUGUUAGUGGUGGUGCACCACCAGCAGCAGCAGCAGGGGGGGAGACAGCAGCAGCAAAAUCCCCAACAGAUACAACACAUGCUGCAGCACCAAUGCGUGCAGCAGCAGCAGCAGAUGCAGCAACAGCAGCAGCGCCACCAACGAAUAGGCCUGCUGCAACAAAUGCAGCAACAGCAGCAGCAGCAGCAGCAGGAAGAGCAGUAGAUGCAGCAACAGAGACAGACAAUGCAGCAACAGCAGCAGCAACAGAUGCAGCAACAGAGACAGACAGUGCAGCAGCAACAGAUGCAGCAACAGAGACAGAUGGUGCAGCAACAGCAGAUGCAGCAACAGAGACAGAUGAAGCAGCAGCAGCAGCAGCAGCAACAAAAGAGGGAAAAGCAGCAAUUGCUGCUCUUGCUGCAGCAGCAAAUACAAAUGCAGCAAAGUAA